AUGUUUUUCACCUUCUUCAUACAACCAUCUAAUAGGUUUGAGCCAGAUUUGGCUUGCUGGGAAUCGAAGGCUAGUUGUUUGCCGUUUGCUGUAGUUGGAAGCAAUCUUUUGAAAGAGGAAGGCGGGAAGAAGAUUAGAUAUAGAGAGUAUCCAUGGGGAGUUGUUGAAGUGGAAAACAUGGCGCAUAAUGAUUUUAUCCCACUCCGUGAUAUGGUUGUUCGAACUAAUUUGAUUGAUAUGAUCGAUGUGACCAGAUCUGUACAUUAUGAAAAUUUCCGACUUCGUCAGAUGGAUAAGCUUCCUAAGCAUGCUUUGGAUAAGGAUCCCUUCACUCAAAUGGAAGAAGACCGCAGGAAGAAAGAGAACGAAUUGGCCGAGAAGAAAAAGAGUUUUGAAAAGACCUUUGCUGAGCGUGUGAAUGACAGGGAAAUCAAAAUUAACGAGAGGAUUGCCAGGGUAAGAGCAAUAAUCGAAACUUUCAAAAUUUCUUUAUACAAACGAAUAUCGAAUACUCGUUCAUAAUA
Strongylus vulgaris is the source of this 524-nucleotide messenger RNA. The record is from the annotation of a GenBank genome assembly. Lineage: Eukaryota; Metazoa; Nematoda; Chromadorea; Rhabditida; Strongylidae.